AUGGUCGCGACGGGCAAGGACGCCGACAACAAGCUGGUGCACGUGGCGACCAGCAUCUGCGACAAGGAGAACACCGACAACUACUCGUGGUUCCUACAGGGUGAUGAAGAACAACGUCGACAUCGGCGGAGGUACUCAACAGCUCGAAGACCACCCUCUUCACGGACAAACACAAGUCGCACGAACCUGCCGUCACCCUUCACGCGGCGCCCAACACUGUGUGGAGGUGGUGCCUUCGUCAUCACAUCAAAGCACUUCCCGACAUCAAACUCCUGGACAGCCAGGGCGCCAACCCGCACCAAGUUCAUGGACAUCAUGGACGCCAAGGUCAAGCCAACGAAGCCGAAAGCCUACGCCGCUCUAUUGGACCCGAAGAAACCCCACGAACUUGUCAAGUGGACGCACCACGCCGGACCCAGCGACACCGCCAUCGGUUCUGUCGUGCCGUCCAACGCGGCCGAGCAAAACAUGGCUAUGGUAGGCUUGCAGGGGAGGAAGUUGCCGCCCAUGGCCCAACACAUCCUGGACAAGACCGCCUCCCAGAUGACAGAGGGGGCUGAACUUUGCAACAGCACCUCGCAGAGGUUUACCCCUUACGCCGCGACGAGUUCGAGGCUCAGCGCGGGAAUCCAGCAACCUGCCUUCCCGCGCCACCUGGAACGGCAACUUGACUGUUCGCAAACUAGGCAGCAACUACGGCAACCGAGUGGGGCUGGAGUUCGGGACAGAUGGCGUGGUGACUCGCAUGAUUCGUUGGACAAGUCCGACGAGGCCAUGUCAAGCAUCGACCCGGCCUACCACCUGGACACCUACCGAGCCCUGUACGCGGACAGCCGGUUCGAGGUGCAGCUGCCCGUGCCGGAUGAGCUGACGGUUGACGUGGACAUUCUCCCUCCGGCCUGGGUGCCCAACCAGGCUGGUCGCCCCAAGAAAAAGGGGCCCUCGAUGAUGAAGAGGAUCCCAUCCAGGGGAGAGCACGCUUCGUCGACCUCCGACAACGUCCGCCUGAUGCCCGCCCGCCCUGUCUGA
This is a messenger RNA of Ectocarpus siliculosus, 1029 nucleotides long. Lineage: Eukaryota; Phaeophyceae; Ectocarpales; Ectocarpaceae. The record is from the annotation of a GenBank genome assembly.